AUGAGACGAAGGUCUAGAGACGACGAUUCAGCCGACGAAAAUCGAGGCGCAAACCUCCAUGAUGCCAUUCUAUCAAAAAAACUCAAAAUCGGGCAGGAGGACCUAUCAUUGUUCAAACCAGGUUCUAUCGUGAAGUUGCAUCUCAAAAACUUUGUCACUUAUGCAGUAGGCGAAUUUUGCCUUUCUCCAUCGCUAAAUAUGGUCAUUGGGCCUAAUGGAUCGGGAAAAUCGUCGUUCGUCUGCGGCGUGUGUCUGGGUCUAGCCGGGAAACCCGAGUAUAUCGGACGCAGCAAGAAAGUCGCAGACUUUAUAAAAAACGGCGAGGACACAAGCACUAUCGAGACCACGCUCAAGCUUGGACCAGAAGCGUGGUUCCAAGAAUUCACGGAUGAAAACCUAACAGCUAAGAUCACUCGUGUCAUGAAACGCGACAAGAAAUCUCGCUACUUUAUAAAUGACAAGCAAGUGGAAGAAGCUACUGUCAAAUGGCUUGUGUCGAAACUCAAUAUUCAAUUGGAUAACCUGUGUCAAUUUCUUUCACAAGAACGAGUCCAAGAAUUUUCAAAGCUAAAGUCUGAUAAGCUUCUGGUUGAAACGGUACGGUCUGUGGAUGUAAACAUGCUAAACAUCUUUGAAGACCUCAAAGCGUUGCAAAUGGAAGAAAAAAGCGAAACCAAAGAAUUGAAAAUAAAGGAAGCCCGUCAAUCGGAACUAAGCACGAACCGUGAAAGAUUGGAAUCAUCUGUACGCACUCUCGAGACCUUCCGUCAAAAAAAGCGAGAUUUGGCUAUUCACGAGAAGCUUUUGCCCUACGCAAAAGUAAAGGAUCAUAAACUCAGAAUUCGGGACUACAAAAACGUCUGUGAGAACUCUAAGCGACAACUCAAGUCCCUGUUAUCUGACAAAAAACCGUUUAAAAACGCGCUGGAUCGCGUUAAAGAUGAAUGUGAGGAGAAGAUGAAAAGGAAACUUAAGCUAGAAGACAAAUUUAAAAAGGAAAAGGAGGUGUACCCUCGCUACGUUGAAAAGCUGAACAAUUACCAACACGAGAUAUCUUUGUUAAAAAACAGCAUUGAGCACUACAAGGGACGCACCGGUAAAAUCCGGGACGAAUUAGAAAAAAAAAAUCAAGAAUUACGUCAAAAUGUGGAGCAGCUGGCAAUGCUUCAUGAACCCGAUGAAGCGGAACUGAAUUCCCUUUUUGACCAAAGAAAGAUUGUUCAACAGGAUGUAGCUGAUCUCCACGAUAAAAUAAGAGAUCUUGAAUCCGUGAAUAGAAAUCUUGAGUACAAGCUUGCAUCUCAGCAAAAGUCAUUGGCCAGCAAAAGUCAAGGCCUGAAAUCUGAUGACAGGAUCAAAGUCCUCGAAGGUAGAGGGGAUAAGUUUGAGGACAUCCGGAGAGCUGUGCAGUAUAUUCGGAGUAAGCCAGAUAUGUCCGGAUAUGUACUAGGACCUCCUAUAAUGCUGCUUUCCGCUAAGCGACCUGAAUUUGCAAAGUACAUCUGGACGUGUGUUGGGCUUGCUAAUUCUGUUGCCCUCACAAUGGUUGAUGCAAAUGCAUAUGACCGGUUCAAUGACGAAUUACUUCGUAAUUACAGUGUUAACUUGAGGCAGCUAACUGGGCAAGAACUGAGGUCUCCAUAUACUCUUGGAGAGUUGAAGAGAAUGGGUUUUGAAGGCUAUCUCUCAGAUCUUUUAACUGGUGAUAGCAGGGUUCUGGAGAUGUUGUGCCAAGUCAGUGGACUGCACACAAUUCCUUUUACGCGAAAGGAUCUCAGCCCGCAGCAACAAGAAUACUUCUCAAAUCCUAACGAAAAUGGAGAUAUAAAAUUCAAAAGGAUCUUUGCCGGUGACUACGUAUAUGAGUUUAGGAGGUCAAGCUACGGUAACAGGCAGAUAUCAUCUGUUUCGUAUCCUGUCAGAGAGACGAAUUUCUAUCAAUCCAAGGUCAUAUCGGAUGAGCAUAAAGAGAGAAUCCUUGAACAGAUCCAAACCAUCGAGAACGAAAUAAAGCACUGUAAAGGAGAAGUGGUUCAAAACAGUACCAGUGUUGGGCAGUUGAAAGAACAAGUUUACUCGAAGAAAGAGAAGGACGAUUCCUUGAAAGUUAAGGCAAGCCAACUGAACGUGCAAAGAAAGAAGUUUACCAAGACAAAGCAAAUUAUAGAUCAGCUCCGAGAGACAUUAAAAGCGCUGAAGAAGAAAUCCAUGAAAGAUGUAGCUCCUAAAAUAAAGGAGUGCCAAGAUGGCAUUGUCAAAGUCAUUGAGAAUAAAACUGCAUGCAUGGCGGAAAUCACAGACUAUAUGCGGAGCUUGCAGGGCUUGCAAGAUGAAAUAAUCACCGCAACAAUUUCACAUAUAGAGGCGUUUAACAGUGAACGGUCUAUGAAUGAUGUGGUCGAAUUUUUCAAUGAAAAAGAACGACAUCUGCAAGCAGAAUACGACGAUGCCAAGAGGAGCUACGCGUCGAUGAAAGAAACAUCUGAGUAUCAGAGUUGGCUUGCCGCGAUCAGACAAUAUUCUAAAGAAGACAAACAACAACUAGCUGCUUUAGCGGAAGAGUAUCAGGAAGAAGACAAUUUCAACCUAGCAUUUAUUCUCCAGGUCAUUGACAGACUGCACUCAGAGAUUGCCAUGGUGAACGAAGACGAGUCUGUACUUGAGAUUUUACGUCAGACCGAGACUGAACUCGCAGUGCUGAACAAUACCAUUCCACAAAUGCAAUCCAACUUGACCAAUUUGCGUUUGCAGAUGCAAGAAAAGCGCACCUCAUUGGAACCUUUUCUGGACACUACGGUAAGCAGAAUCUCGAGAAAUUUUUCAGAGCUUUUCAAAAAUGUUGGAAGCGCUGGAGCUGUUCAAUUGGAGAAGCCCGUGCUGUACACCGAGUGGGAAAUGAAUAUCAUGGUCAAAUUUCGAGACAGUGCUCCGCUCAAAAAGCUUGAUUUUCACACCCAGUCUGGUGGAGAGAAGGCUGUCUCGACGGUCCUGUACAUGGUUGCACUUCAAGAAUUCACGUCUGCUCCUUUCAGGAUCGUAGACGAGAUCAAUCAAGGUAUGGACUCCACAAAUGAGCGUAUAGUCCACAAGGCUAUCGUCCAGAAUGCCUGUAUUGAGAACACCUCACAGUAUAUUUUGAUCACACCAAAGCUGCUGACGGAUCUCUAUUACCACGAGAACGUCAGGAUUCACUGCGUUAUGGCUGGGCCCUGGAUGCCGAACCCCAGCAUUGAAUCAGACAAAGUCCAGUUCGGACAGACAACUGCAUAUGUGUUUUAA
Molecule: messenger RNA, 3279 nt
Organism: Lachancea lanzarotensis
Lineage: Eukaryota; Fungi; Ascomycota; Saccharomycetes; Saccharomycetales; Saccharomycetaceae
Gene: SMC5
Product: LALA0S08e07580g1_1
Exons: 1
Coding region: 1-3279 (1092 amino acids)
Biological process (GO): double-strand break repair via homologous recombination
Cellular component (GO): Smc5-Smc6 complex
Molecular function (GO): ATP hydrolysis activity; ATP binding
Source: RefSeq, a predicted model, not a curated record